This is a messenger RNA of Phytophthora nicotianae INRA-310, 1521 nucleotides long. RefSeq lists its product as hypothetical. The transcript has a single exon. The record is from RefSeq and is a predicted model, not a curated record. NCBI's taxonomy places the organism in Eukaryota, Oomycota, Peronosporomycetes, Peronosporales, Peronosporaceae. Gene Ontology annotation, biological process: transmembrane transport. Gene Ontology annotation, molecular function: transmembrane transporter activity. The coding region runs from base 1 to 1521 and encodes 506 amino acids.
AUGUUCGGGUUCACGUUCUCGCGAUGGUAUCUGUUCAUCGCAGCUUUUGUGGUGCAGUUCUGCCUCGGUUGUAUCUACGCCUGGUCGGUGCUCAACCACCCGAUCGACUUGGCUGUCUACGGCGAUGCUAAGAAGGGCCGCGCCGUGAACACUUUUUACAUUUCCAUGGGUGUCUGUGGAACGGCAACGGCAGGCCUGGGUCCACUUAUUGAGCGUAAGGGACCCCGUUGGGCCGUGUCCAUCGGCACGACAUUUUUCUUGAUUGGCCACAUCGUCACGGCUCUCGGGAUUCACUACAAGUCCAUUGCUUGGAUCUAUAUCGGAUACGGUGUCAUCAGCGCCAUCGGUAUGGGUAUGUGCUACAUAUCGCCCGUGUCGACACUUCAGAAGUGGUUCCCCGACUACCGUGGCACUGCCGCCGGUUUCGCUGUCGCUGGUUCUGGUGCGGGAUCGGUUGUGUGGAGCAAGGUGUACUUGCCCACCAUUGACGCUGUCGGUCUUGCCUGGAUGUUCGUUCUUCUUGGCGCGAUCAUGUGUGCUGCCAUGUACGCUUCCGUCUUGGUUCUUCGAGUACCGCCCCCUGACUUUACUGUUAACGGUCUCAACAUCCAUGGUGAUCGUGUCGACGAGAACGAGAUCCUAGAGGAGAAGCUAAGCACUGCUUACAAGGCCAUUCAUACUCCCACCCAUGCGGAUCAGCAGGAGACUGCGGUUAUCACGAAGACACCUAGCCAGCCGUUAACACUCAAGCAUGCCGUCCUCUCACCCGACUACAUUUUCAUGUACAUCAUGUUCUUCGCCAACCAGCUCUUCGGUGUCAUCGUGCUGUCCCGCUUGUCCAGUAUGUGCACGGACAUUUUCGCCAAGAGUGCGAACACGGCCUCCGACAUUGUGUCAAUCAACAGUGUGUUCAACUGCUGUGGUCGUCUAGCGUUCUCGUCCAUCUCGGAUUUUCUCGUGCGCUACUUCAAAAUAGAGAAGACGUACGCGCGCAAAGUGUUGUACUUCUUCACCCUGGGUGCGCAAAUUAUUGUGAUCGGUUCGCUGCCCACGGUCAUCCGUCACGAAAGCUUCACGUUCUUCGUUAUCGAGAUUUUCGUGCUCACAUGCAGCUACGGCGGCGGCCUUGGUACGAUCCCGGCCCUUGUCACCGACAUGUUUGGCGCCUACAACGUCGGUCCCCUGCAUGGCAUCAUCCUCACGUCCCUGGCCUUCGGUGCUGUUGUCGGCGGCAUCACCUUCAACAACGCUUACAAUGGCAAAAUUGCUGACGGUAUGAGCGUGGGUGAGGCGUACAUCGACAACAUUCAAGUUAUCUUCGUUAUCGUAUGCAUCGGUUUUGUGGUUCUGUUCCUGGUGCGUACGAACAUUGAAGACCGCUUCGAACCGGGCUACCACUACUCGCUGUGCGGUAAGCGCGUUAUUAGCAUUCCACCGAAGGAAAAGGGAACGAAGCAGGAAGAGGAGGCUGAGAUUGAGAUUGAAACUACUGCCCAGAAGGUGCCCCAGGCUUUCGCGUAA